AUGAAUGAGCAGACAGAACUGGAUCUCAUUGAAAGAAGUGAGCUUCGCCUGGCGUUAGCUUCGUCAAAUGAAGCCUUAGAAAAAUUCAUGGAUAUAUUUCUUACCCCUAUUAUCCUCAAGUUGGGCUCACCGCACGUUGCCGUUAGACAAGCAGUUUUAGGUUCGAUGAAGAACAUAAUGGCUAGAAUUACAUCCCUACAAAGCGUGCAAUUGCCAGCUGAAAAGCUUCUCGAACAGGUCAAGGAGCAGAUACAGAAUGAAAUGAGCGGAGGCUCUUCUGUAAGUUUGUAUUCGCUGGUCUUUUUGUCAAAGGCUGUGGACCGAAUGGAUGGAUCCGACUAUCACAAGGCUUUGAAGCUGGUACGAGACGUUAUGACUGGCAUUUCGACUCUCCCGAAAAUUUUGUCAGGCCGAAUGUUCCACAUAUGGUGUAAGCUCAUACUUCUGUGGAAUAAGUGCGGAAGGGAGGGCGCUGAGGAAGCGAACAUUCUGUCCCUCUUCAAUGAAGUUGGCAUCGAAGAUUUAGAAUUUUUACUUGAUAAAUGCGGUGGAUUUCUUAUGCUGAAGCCACUGCAACCACAAGCUGACUCGGCAAUUAUUCCUCGUGGUUACAGUUGUCGGGGUCUGUCUGUUGAAGAUACUGAAUUUUUCACCUACGAAGCUGGCGUCACCUUUAGCCGUGAGCAGCAUACAAAAUAUAAAACGGCGAUAUUUCAUUUCCUAACGACCUUUUCAUUUACCGGACCGCAUUAUUGGAAAUAUCUAUUGAUAGCAAGUGGUGAUCAGGCCAGGUUUUCUGACGAAGCUUUUGGACUUUUUAAAAAAGCUCAACCAGAUUUUGAGAAUCAUGUGUUCAUUGACGAUCUGCUCUCACUGUAUAUGGGUAGCACUGCAAAUGGUCGGCCGCCAGUUACAUCGUCGCUGCAAGAAAAGAUCUUGACGUCUUUUGUAAAAAGUCAAUACGCUGUGAAAGACUCUUCAAAGGUUCUACUACUUGCUUCUAUUGGGCUCAACUCCUCUGAAUUUAGUAUCAGGUCUCUUACACUAGCUCUCCUAAGGCAUGCUGCUGUUUUCAAUUGCGAAGCGCUGAGUUAUGUUGACGAAAGCAGCGACUUUUCCACAAAUAUCCCAUCUCUCAUUAGAAAUAACCUUCAUAACGAGGGAUGGCCAACAUUACACUUGGAUUCUUCGAUUCCAAACUUUUCCAUUUGUCUCGAAAAUAGAAAAAAGCAAUAUGAGACAUUAGGUAUUAUUCUCAGGAAGAACUUAUCUUUCGUGACAGAUCUUUCCUUCGUAGAAUUUCUUCUCGAGUCUCUGUCGAAAGAUUUGGAGGAAUUUAGGAUCUGUAUCCAAGAGGUUCUGUGCUCCUUAACACCAUUACUGCCAGACCUUCCACCGAAUUCAAAGCAGAAGCUAAAGACUAGUCUCUUUCAAAUUAUUUCAAGAGACUUCGGCGAGCUGGGCCACGAUGCUAAUGCUCCCAAGAGGGCGGCAAGUUUGCAUUUAGUAGCUAUCCGAUACGCAAACGCGACCUUCCCUUUCGAUGAUUGCGAUGCGCGUAUCAUUAACAUAAUGGGAACUUAUCACCUUGAAAGUCAACUAGUGAAGGAUGAGGCCGCCAAAAUGCUUCAACCUUAUUGGUUUCAUCAUAUGAAGUCGAUGGAGUCACAAAUCGUUUCUGCUCGCCGAAAUCCGGACCCAGGUAAUAACUGCUAUCCUAAAUUUGCGGUCUUCGUCGAGGCUCUUUUGAGAUACGUGAACGAUAAGCAUUCCCUGAUAUCUCAAAAGCUAUUCGGCUGUUUAACCCAUUCAAUAACGUUUGCUUUGCAUGCCUUGGCCGCACAAGCAAUCUCGGGAAAAGACACAGGUAUUGUUCAGGACGAAGAUUGGCCGACAAGAAUAGAAAGCGCGCUAAUGUGGGAUAUUCAAACCCUUGGUUAUAUUGAAGAAGAGCUACAGAUACUGCAACCAGAUAUUCUUUACGAUUUGGUGUCUUUUUUAAGCCAAGUGCUCUUGGGAGAUUUCUCGACGUCAAGUCUGGACAAUGCUUCUUUGGAGUCGUCUGCUUCAAUUUUGCUCUUGAUCACUAGACUGGACCGCGGACAUUCUGUAAAAAAAUUGCAUCAAUUUUCUACCGACAUUUAUCAGCGCAUGGUGUCCUUCGAAACCAUUUCAAGGGACCUCACUUUGAAUACUGCGUACCUGUAUUCCCUAGCCACGCAACCAAGCUUUGAACUCAUAAAUAACAUGAUUGAUGGGCUCAGGCAUAGGGAAACAUCUGAUAAUGAAUACAUCUCGAUGCUUUAUUGUUGCUCCUUUGCAGCCUCUCGACUACAGUUUCCUGCCAAUGAUGACAAAACUGCCGCUCUGUUGUCAGAUUUAGUCACCCUUUUAUUAGACAAUUUGAAGGUACCGCGCCUCUUUACCUGUUGCAUUGACUCUUUUUCUCAACUCUUGAAGUUUGAUUUGAUAAAGUUUUUACCUUUCCAAAAGAGAGAAGAGGUAGCUUCAAAGUUGUCUAAAGCUUUGAAACCUAGGCUUUUCCAUAGUCAUGGGGCGAUUUUAACAUUUUCAUAUCUUGUAUUUUGCCGCGCAGAGUCAUCUUGGGAAAAUACUUUGCUGAAUGAACUUCUUGGGCUCUGUCAAUCAAAAGAUUUGGAUAUCAUUCUGACAGCUGGCGAGGCCUUGACGGUUGUUGCCGCGGGGUGGAGUUCCGACUACCUUUUCUUGUCAAGUCAGGUCGAUACUGGGGAGUUAAGAGAAUUAAAAUCCCAUUGCUCUCGUGAGAGAGAAGACGUCGUUCUCAAUAGCAUUCUGGGCUUAUGUGGGGAGACUCAACCUCUCAAGCGAAAAGCAGGGUGCAUUUGGCUUUUUUCAUUUGUGAGGUUUCUAGGCAAACGCUGUGCUACGUUAUUUUCAACAAUACAUUGUGCGUUUAUGAAUUUCCUUGCCGAUCAAGAUGACGUGCUCCAAGAUAUGGCUAGCAGGGGAUUGGCAAUGGUUUACGAUAUGUCAUCUGUGGAUGAGCAGGAAAAUAUGAGAAAAGGAUUACUGCUCUCGUUCACCGAUUCCAAAGCUGCUAUGAAGCUAAUGUCGGGAACAACUUCUCACGAAACCCAAUUGUUCGAGACGGGACUUUUGAAAACCGAAGGCACUGAGUCCAUCUCCACAUAUCGGGAUAUCAUGAAUUUAGCUAAUGAAGUUGGAGAUCCCUCUCUUGUUUACAAAUUCCUUCCCCUAUCAAGAAACUCUUCUUUGUGGUCUUCAAGAAAAGGACUUGCGUUUGGUAUGGGUGCCAUCUUAUCACAAGGAUCGCUCGAGGAACUGUUAAGGCAAGAUCCCCUUUUGGCGAAGAAUUUGAUAUGCAAAUUAAACAGAUACCGUUUCGAUCCCAAUCAAAAAAUUUCGGAAAUCAUGGGUAAUCUCUGGGAAGCACUUGUCCCAAGCACAUCAAGUGCCAUUUCAAUGUAUUCCGACGAUAUCAUUCAGGAGCUUCUGGAAGGUAUGGGAGUUAAAGAGUGGAGGGUUAGAGAAGCCAGCACUGCUGCAAUUCAAAAUGCAUUGGAAAUCAUCGAUUCCACUUUAUCCCAUGAACGAGUUCAACGUAUAUGGACUAUGACUUUUAGGGUCAUGGAUGACAUCAAAGAAAGCGUACGACAGGCCGGUUUAAAGCUUGCAAAAUUUCUUGUGCGUAGGCUGGUUAAGAGUACCGAACAGGGCAGCAAGGAAAGCGCUUUGGGAAAUGAUAGUAUUCGGGAGUUGUUGCCUCUUUUUCUUGGGCCUAAAGGCUUAAACAGUGAUGCUGAAGAAAUUAGACAAUUCACUGUUGAAACUCUGCUGACACUCGUGAAGAAAUCAAAUUCUGCUAUGGUCCCAUACGCUCCAGAGCUCGUUUAUGAGUUUGUCAUGCUGCUGUCAGUGCUUGAACCCCAGAUUAUCAACUAUAUUGAGUUAAAUGCCGACAAAUAUGGUCUCCCGUCGUCUGUUUUACAAACGAAGAGAAUUCAAAACCUCAAAAGCUCGCCAAUAUUCGAAUCUAUCAUUCAGCUAAUUAAGAGCGCAGGCGAAAGCGGAAUGGAGCCAUUAAUCGAAAAUGUCAUCAAAGCUACAAAGCAAGCUGUGGGUCUUCCUUCAAAAGUAGGAAGCUCGAUGGCAUUGUCACUGACGGUCGAACAGUAUUCUUUGCAGCUUUUGGAGUACAGUGGGCGCCUUCUCAGGUGUUCAUACAACGGGAUGGAAGACAGAAGUAGUGUUGUUGCAGCUUCUUUUGCUGAAUCCUUUGGCAAAACAGCGAAUAUUGCAACUUUGAAGAAGCUUCUUAAAUACUGCGCAAAACUCUCCGAUACAUUCUUUAAACUCGAAGAAAGUGAAGGGAAAAAAACCAUAGGCCUAGCGAUCGAGGCCGUGAUGAAAUUUGCCCCUCAGCAGUUCGAAAGAGCCGCUUCUAUUUUAAUGCCACUUGUUUUUGUUGCCAAGAAUGAUGACAACAAGUCCAAUGAAUUGUUCACUGAGUUGUGGAAUGAUGCUUCGACAACUGGUGCCGGUACGCUCAAACUCUAUUUGAAAGAAGUUAUAUCUCUAAUCUCGGAAAACAUCAAUUCCCCAAUUUUUGCGACUCGGUCUGCUUGUGCGAGAAGUGCGUGUGAAGCCUGUGAAGUAAUUGACGAAAGCACGUCAGUAUCAACUGUCGGUGAGCUCUAUGAGGCUCUUAUGAUAUCCUUAAGUGGCAGGUCAUGGACUGGAAAGGAAAUGGUAGUCAAAGCCUUAGUGACCCUCUCAUGCGCGCACCACGAACACUUUAAUAACGACCCGAAUUUGAAAAAAAAAGUCGAGGACCAGCUCUUGACAGAAUUGAGUCGUAAAAACCUUUCAUAUGUCCAUUACAUUGUCCUAGAGGUUGCUCCUUAUAUCAGGCACUAUCCCGGAAAUGAGUUAUACAACAAACUGAUUGAAGCGGCCGGUAAAGUUUUAGUUUUUAUCGACAAUGGCGAGCUGGAAGAUCUAUCUGAUGAUGAACAAGUAUCUAAAAGGCCAAGAAAGCAGUCAGAGAUUACAAAAAAAUCGAGCGACAAAAACAUCACGAAUGAAACACUCAAGGUCAGUCUUUUGAGAAAUCUGGCUCAAUCCAUUCAAGUAGUUGAUGAAAAUGUUUCCAGCUUAGCGCUCUUUAAUUUUGUUACUGAAAACAGUCGAUGCCUACUUCAGUCCUCAAAUGUGAUCCACACUUGGCGAACUCAAGUUGCCAUAAACGAAAUAGGUUUGGCCUUAAGCAAAAGCGGAGGACCAACUGAAACAUUGUCUAAAGGGCUUGAAAUACUUUGGACUGCUAUCGCUACGGAGAUUGAAGCUAACGAAACGAUUGAGAACGUGAAGAUAAGUUUCAUUAGAUUUAGCAAAGCACUUAAAGACGGAUUUCCAGCGAUUGCCGAUGAAAUCGAUAUUCGCGUUAAUCAUAUAUUCCGCGGUCAAAACUCCUCUAUAUUAAACGUCGAACUCCAGAAUGCGCAGUUCUCAAAGUGA
Messenger RNA from Lachancea mirantina, 5520 nucleotides. The record is from the annotation of a GenBank genome assembly. NCBI's taxonomy places the organism in Eukaryota, Fungi, Ascomycota, Saccharomycetes, Saccharomycetales, Saccharomycetaceae.